AUGCAGCUCUUCUGGACACUGGUUCUGUCCGCGAUCGUCUUGGGUCUGUUGCUGUUGUUAUUUCAGGAACACUCGUCUCGAUACACAAAGAUGCCGCCCGGUCCGACACCACUGCCUUUAAUUGGGAACAUGCUGCAGCUGAAUUCCAAAGCACUCCACGAGAGUUUUAUGGAGCUGAAAGAGAAGUUUGGACCCGUGAUGACGGUGCACUUGGGCCCGAUACCCCUCGUGGUUCUUGUUGGGUUUGAAGCGGUUCAUGAAGCGCUGGUUCAACAGGCUGACACGUUUGCUGGGAGAGCGGUGCCGUCUCUGAUUAAGGAGCUCUCUCUUGACUUCGGCUUGCUGCAAAGCAAUGGAGAACGCUGGAAACAACUCCGUCGGUUCUCUCUGUCCACCUUGCGAGAUUUUGGAAUGGGACGGAGCAGGAUUGAGAAGUGGAUUCAAAAAGAGGUUAAAUAUCUCACUGAGGAAUUCCGAAAAACCAAAGGUUCUCCAUGUGAACCCACCCUGUUUUUGAGCAGGGCGGUGUCCAAUGUUAUCUGUUCCAUUGUAUUUGGCCAGCGGUUUGAUUACCAAGAUGAAAACUUUAUCAAACUCCUGUCUUUGGUUGAUGAAAGUCUACAUUUGUUCAGCAAACCAACUUCACUGCUGUAUAACAUUUUUCCAGCACUCAUUAAAUUAAUACCUGGACAUUUCAACAAGAUGUCAUUGAUCGUGAAUGAAAUAAAACAAUUUACUUCAGCAAUGAUUGAGAAACAUAAAGCAACGCUGGUUAGUGACAGUCCUCGGGAUUUUAUAGACAGCUUCCUCAUCAAAAUGAAACAGGAAAGCAACAAUCCAGAUUCAGAGUUCAACUAUGACAACUUAAACAUCACAAUUUUAGAUCUCUUUAUGGCGGGGACGGAGACUACCAGCACCACACUGCGAUAUGGGCUACUGAUCCUCAUGAAAUACCCACACAUCCAAGAAAAGGUCCAGAAAGAGAUUGACAUGGUGAUCGGUCGAGACCGUGCCCCUGCCAUGGCGGACCGGAGGAAGAUGCCCUACACUGAUGCUGUACUCCAUGAAAUCCAGAGGUUCAUUGAUCUGCUCCCCUUAAAUGUCUUUCAUAUGACAACAAAGGAUACUGUCUUCAGGGGCUACACUAUUCCAGCGGGUACAAUGGUGGCUCCCUUGCUUCACUCUGUGAUGUUUGCAAAAACAAGUUGGGCAACCCCAGAGACCUUCAACCCCAAUCACUUCUUGGAUGAAAAUGGCUGCUUCAAAACAAAUUCCUCAUUCAUGCCUUUUUCUACAGGAAAGCGCAAAUGUGCAGGUGAAGGUCUAGCCAUGAUGGAGCUCUUCUUGUUUUUCUCAACCCUCUUGCAGAACUUCUCAUUUCGCCCCACAGAGGAUCCUACUAAUAUCAGCUUGUCACCAGAUUCCAAGAUCAUUUUUAAGCUUCUCAGGCCAUAUACGUUUAUGGCUAUUCCACGAUAG
Molecule: messenger RNA, 1479 nt
Organism: Polypterus senegalus (gray bichir)
Lineage: Eukaryota; Metazoa; Chordata; Cladistia; Polypteriformes; Polypteridae
Product: cytochrome P450 2B4-like
Exons: 9
Coding region: 1-1479 (492 amino acids)
Biological process (GO): xenobiotic metabolic process
Cellular component (GO): intracellular membrane-bounded organelle; cytoplasm
Molecular function (GO): iron ion binding; heme binding; oxidoreductase activity, acting on paired donors, with incorporation or reduction of molecular oxygen, reduced flavin or flavoprotein as one donor, and incorporation of one atom of oxygen
Source: RefSeq, a predicted model, not a curated record